Molecule: messenger RNA, 4286 nt
Organism: Pistacia vera
Lineage: Eukaryota; Viridiplantae; Streptophyta; Magnoliopsida; Sapindales; Anacardiaceae
Product: dicer-like protein 4
Biological process (GO): siRNA processing
Cellular component (GO): nucleus; cytoplasm
Molecular function (GO): ribonuclease III activity; RNA binding; protein binding
Source: RefSeq, a predicted model, not a curated record
AUGAAAAUGCCUCGAAUAUUUGGCAUGAUUGCAUCUCCAGUUAUAGGGAAAGGAGCUUCGAAUCAAGCAAAUUUACCCAAAAGCAUUAAUAGUCUUGAAUAUAUACUCGAUGCUAAGGUGUAUUCAGUUGAAGAUAAGUUAGAUCUGAAAAGAUUUGUAGCAUCACCUGUUGUAAAAGUAUAUCCAUAUGGUCCUGUUGUAAAUGGCGGUUCUAGCUCCUACAUGAUUUAUGUUAAAAAACUUUCAGAGAUAAAAGGCGAGUGCCUAUCAACACUUAGCAGGGAGAGACAUGAUGUUCAAAGUCUUCGGAAUAUAAAAAAGCAGAUCAGCAGAUUGCAUGAUAACUUCAUGUAUUGUUUGGAAAAUCUCGGAGUUUGGGGAGCACGGCUAGCUAGUGACAGUCUAUUGAGUGGUGAUCCAUCUGUGAGGAAUGAAUUAAUAGAAGCAGAAGGAAAUUCCAUGGACGACUCUUUAUAUAGUUUUUUAUCCAAGGCUGCUGACGUCUUUGCUUCUGCUUGCACAGGAGAUGGCAUUGCCUCUGAACUGUCUUGUAUAGAGAUUUUAAAGGAGCCGUUUUUCUCAGAAAAGCUUUUGCGUCUUAUUGGAAUUCUCUCCUCCUUCAGGCAACAACCAAAUAUGAAAUGUAUAGUUUUUGUAAAUAGGAUUAUUACAGCAAGAACCUUGUCAUAUAUACUGCAAAAGCUUAAGUUUUUAGCUUAUUGGAAGUGCCAUUUUCUUGUUGGAGUCCAUGCUGGAUUGAAGAGUAUGUCACGGAAAACCAUGAAGAGCAUUCUUGAGAAGUUUCGUUGUGGUGAGUUGAAUCUUUUAAUUGCAACUAAAGUUGGUGAAGAAGGACUUGAUAUUCAGACAUGCUGCCUCGUCAUACGGUUUGAUCUUCCAGAAACUGUUUCUAGCUUUAUACAAUCCAGAGGUCGUGCUCGAAUGCCUCAAUCCGAAUAUGCAUUUUUGGUGGACAGUGGAAACCAGAGGGAGGUAGAAUUGAUAAAAGAUUUUGAAAAGGAUGAAAAUCGGAUGAAUAUGGAAAUUUCAGGCAGAACAUCUAUUGAGAGUUUCAGUUUUUCUGAGGAAAGACAAUAUAUAGUUGAAUCAUCUGGCGCUUCUGCUAGUGCUGGAUAUAGCAUCUCUUUACUUCACCAAUAUUGUUCAAAACUCCCACACGAUGAGUUUUAUAAUCCCAAGCCAAAAUUUUAUUAUUUUGAUGAUUUAGGGGGAACUGUUUGUCACAUAAUUUUACCUUCUAAUGCUCCAACACACCGAAUCGUUGGUACACCCCAAUCUUCAAUUGAAGCUGCUAAGAAAGAUGCUUGUCUGAAAGCGAUAGAAGAAUUGCAUAAGUUGGGUGCUUUAAAUGAUUAUCUUUUGCCAGAUGGAGGCAAUGACAAUGAGGAGGAUGGAGAGCUGGACUCUUCUGAUUCUGAUGGCUGCGAAGGUGAGAAUGAGAUUCCAAGAGGAGGAAGGCAUGAGAUGUUAGUUCCUCCCAUACUUAAAGAAUCCUGGGCCAAGUCAGAGAAUCCUGUCUAUCUUAAUUCAUACUAUUUUCAAUUUAUUCCGGAUCCCAAGGAUAGAAUCUAUAAAGAUUUUGGACUUUUUGUCAAGUCACCUCUUCCUCAAGAGGCCGAGAAAAUGGAACUUGAUCUUCACCUUGCUCGUGGUAGAACUGUGAAGACAGAGUUUGUCCCAUCAGGAGUUGCAGAAUUUACUAAAGAUGAGAUUAUUCAGGCGCAGCAUUUCCAAGAAAUGUUCUUGAAGGUCAUCCUUGACCGAUCAAAAUUCAUUUCUGAUUAUGUUUCCUUAGGAGAGGAAGAUUAUGAAUCAAACUCAUCAACCUUCUACCUGUUGCUUCCAGUCAUUUUUCAUGAAAAUGCAAGCACAGUUACUGUAGACUGGAAGAUUGUCAGAACGUGUUUAUCAUCUCCAGUGUUCAGGGAACCACCCAGUUGUAAAGGCACAAUUUUUUUUCCUUCUGAUGAACACUUGCAACUUGAUAAUGGUUGCUGGAGUAUAAGUGAUGUUGAGAAUAGUUUAAUAUAUGCCCGACACAAGGAUUCGUUCUACUUUGUCUCUAACGUUGUUUGGGAAAAGAAUGGUUACAGUCCAUAUAAGGAUUCAGGCCCUACAAACCAUGUGGAGCACUUGAUUAAACGGUAUGAUAUUAAUCUUAAAUAUCCUGGACAACCUCUUCUGCAUGCAAAACCACUUUUUCGUUUGCACAAUUUGCUACACAACCGAAAGCCAGAGGACACAGAAUCACAUGAACUGGACGAAUACUUCUAUGAUAUGCCUCCUGAGCUUUGUCAACUGAAGAUAAGAGGGUUCUCUAAAGAUAUUGGGAGUUCAGUAUCUUUGUUGCCAUCAAUCAUGCAUCGGCUGGAAAACUUGCUUGUAGCCAUUGAACUGAAGCAAGUAUUAUCUGCCUCAUUUUCUGAGGGAGCUGAAAUUAGUGCCGACAGGGUUCUAGAAGCCCUAACCACAGAGAAAUGCCAGGAGCGCUUUUCACUUGAAAGGCUUGAAAUACUUGGCGAUGUCUUCCUUAAAUUUGCUGUUGCACGGCAUCUUUUUCUCUUGCAUGACACCCUUGAUGAAGGAGAGCUUACUCGGAGGCGCUCUAAUGCUGUAAAUAAUUCCAAUUUGCUCAAGCUGGCAACGAAAAGUAAUUUACAGGUAUAUAUACGUGAUCAACCAUUUGAUCCGUGCCAAUUCUUUGCUUUGGGCCAUCGUUGCACUAAAAUUUGUAGCAAGGAAACAGAGAAAAAAAUUCAUUCUAAAAAAAAAGGUCAUGCAGCAGAUGAUGCAAAUUCUGGUGAAAUCAGAUGUAGUAAAGGUCACCACUGGUUACAUAAGAAAACAAUUGCUGACGUUGUUGAAGCCCUUGUUGGAGCAUUCAUAGUUGAUAGUGGCUUCAAAGCUGCAACUGCAUUUCUUAGAUGGAUUGGCAUACAAGUGAAGUUUGAAAGUUCACAAGUUACUAAUGCUUGCUUGGCAAGCCGAAGCUACUUGUCGCUGACGUCUUCUUUGGAAUGGCUGCCCUUGAAAUUCUUAGGAUAUCAGUUUCUCCAUAAAGGCUUGCUUUUACAGGCAUUUUUGCAUCCUUCUUACACCCAACAUGGUGGAGGCUGCUUCCAGAGAUUGGAGUUCCUUGGAGAUGCAGUCUUGGAUUACUUAAUUACUUCAUAUCUUUUUUCGACCUACCCAAGUUGAAGCCUGGAUUUGACAGAUUUGAGUUCAGUGUUAGUGAACAAAGCCUUUGCAAAUGUUGCCGUGGAUCGGUCCUUGCACAACUUUCUUAUGUUUGAUUCAAAUGGCCUCUCCGAGGCUAUAAACAAUUAUGUGAAGUUUAUAAAAACUUCUUCAUCACGAGAGAAUUUAAUUGAAGGGCACAAAUGUCCAAAGGCUCUUGGUGACUUGGUAGAAUCUUGUAUGGGUGCCAUCCUGCUUGACUCUGGGUUUAAUUUGAGCACAGUGUGGAAAAUAAUGCUAUCCUUUUUGGAACCAGUCAUGAGCUUUUCCGGCUGCACUAAAUCCUAUAGGGAACUACAGGAAGUUUGCCAAUAUUAUGACUUGCAUUGCAGUUUCCAGCCAGAAAAAAGGGACAACAUUUUUAGUUGUGAUGUGUCUGAUAUUUCUUCACCCUCCAUUACUCCUGUUAAUAGAUGGUCCUCGCUUGCUUUUAAAGAAGUCAGACGACAGCCAAGUGAGACCAUUUCAGAUCCUAGUGGUGACACUGACUCGGAGGCUUCAGGUGGAUCAGCCAACAAAUCAGCAAGAUCACAUUUGUACGAAAUCUGUGCUGCUAACUGUUGGAAACCCCCUCUUUUUGAAUGUUGCGAAGAGGAAGGACCAAGCCACUUGAAAUCGUUUACUUUCAAGGUUAUAGUGGAAAUAGAAGGAGCUCCGAAUAUCGUUUUGGAGUGCUUCGGGGCACCUAAGACAAAGAAGAAAGCCGCUGCGGAGCACGCAGCCGAAGGUGCAAUUUGGUACUUGGAACAGGAAGGCUACUUGAUCUAGAAUUGUUGACAUAGAUGUAACAAUUUUCCCCAUUAGAUUAGAGGAAUUACUUACCAGGGGACCUAAUUAUAUGGAAGUGCUAGUUUAUGUCUAUGCUAAGUGAAGAUGAAUGCUGUAACUCCUAAGAAAGUCUUGGCCAUUGGCCAUCGGCCAUUAUAAUGUAUAUAUAAACCAGUAUGCAUUUUAUCUUAAUAAGAAAGUAUAUAUAUAAAUAUAGUUGCAACUGAAAGUGUAUGAUGUCCAUAACGAUCAAUCGAGAA